Messenger RNA from Macrosiphum euphorbiae (potato aphid), 1980 nucleotides. Lineage: Eukaryota; Metazoa; Arthropoda; Insecta; Hemiptera; Aphididae. The record is from the annotation of a GenBank genome assembly.
AUGUCGUCAAGAAAAAGCGUUCUUUGGAAUUUUUACGAUAAAUCCACUGACGAUGACAUAUGCACGAAUCAUAUCAAACGAAAACAUCCAUCUGUUAAUAUCGACAGAAUGUCAAAGGUGGCCCGAAAUUCUAUGUCUUCAAGUAUUGAUCUAAGCGAAGCAAAUGUUGAUGAGCCAGCAGAGACCGAUUUUGCUGUUUUGGCAAAUCAAAUUGUCGAUACUGCCAACAAAUUUCAAACAACACUGCAAAAUGUUUCUCGUCCUCAGUCUAGUCAGUCUGGUGAAAUUGGUUCUGAGUGUUCUGAUAUAGAUUCACUUUUAACUAAAUCAACUAAUUCAACACCUUCAUCUUUAGCAUGUAGCUCUACCCAGAGUCUGAACAGUUUAAAUCUGAAGCAGCCCAAAAUUUACGAAUCACUGUCGAAUAUUCAAGUAUAUGAGGAAAGAGGUUCCAAAACCCAAGCAAUCACCGAUGCAUUAAUUUACAUGAUAGCUAAAGACAACAUGCCUCUAUCAACUACAGAGAAGCCUGGUUUUAUUUACUUUAUGCGUAAAACAGCGCCACUGUACAAAAUUCCAUCAAGAAAAGUUGUUACAAAUUUAGUGAAAACUAAAUAUCAAGUGUUGUCUACUUUAGUUAAGUCUAGAUUGUCUAACGUUGAGCAUAUGACUAUAACAGCAGAUAUUUGGACCGAUAUAAUUAAUACAACUAGUUUCUUGUAUAUGACCGUUCAUUUUUUAAGUAUGUCAAAAGAUAGUUUAGAUAGUGUGACUAUUGGAGUUUUAGAACUAGCUGAUAGUCACAAUGCAAACAACAUUCGCGAAUGGUUUGAACAAAUUCUUAAAGAAUGGGGUAUUCAGAAGCAUCAAGUAUUAACUGUUGUUACUGAUAGUGGAGCCAACAUAUUGUCAGCUGUUAAAAAAGCAUUUGGUAAUGAUUAUCAUUUGCCAUGUUUUGCACAUACGUUGAAUCUCGUUACCCAAAGACCGUUAAAUGAACUUCCGGAUAUUCAGAUUAUAAUUUCUAAAAUCAAAAGUAUAGUUACAUUUUUUAAACAAUCAGUCUCCGCUAAUGAUGACCUUAAAAAAGUAUGUGACUUAAAUCUCAAACAAUCAGUACCUACCAGGUGGAACUCCAUAUAUUAUAUGAUCGAUCGGUUUUUACUAUGUUCUAACCAUAUUGCGUCAAUAUUAAUAACGAUUCGUCAAGGUCCCUCUAUGCUAUCUGUAGAUGAAAUAGGUAUUGCCAAGGAAAUUAAUUUAAUACUUAAACCUUUUGAAGCUGCAACUAAAGAGUUAUGUGGGGGAAACUAUAUAACUGGUAGCAAAGUUAUUCCAUUAAUUCAUUGCCUUAUUAAAAACUGCGAAAAGAUUAUUGUCAAUAAUCCUACUGUUGUACAAUUAAAGUCUGCCUUGUUAGACAAUUUAAAGCGACAGUUUGGUAGGAUGGAGGAAAUCGAAAUUCUUUCAAUGGCCACAUUAUUGGACCCUAGAUUUAAGACUUUACAUUUGAAUAAUUCAGUUGCAGUUUCCGUAGCAAUCCGCACAAUUUGCCUUAAAAUUUUAGACUUAAAAACUAAUUCUAGUGGUUCCAAUAAAGACUCUAGUGAUGAUGAUACCGAACAGGCUUAUAAUUUGUGGUCAUUUCAUAAUGAAUUGGUGUCAAAAAAAGCCUUGGAAAAUUCUGAAGAGAACAAUGAGUGUAUGCCAACAGAGCUAGAACAUUUUUUAAAACAACCUACAAUACCCUUACAUGAUGAUAUUUUUAAAUUUUGGAAGGUACAUAGAAUUAUGUAUCCUCAUAUAGCCAAAAUAGCUGAGCCAUAUUUAUCCCUUGUAGCCACAUCAGUUCCAUCAGAAAGAUUAUUUUCUAAAGCAGGUAACAUAAUGACUGCUAAACGAAAUAGGUUGAAGGGGGAAAAAUUACAGCAACUUUUAUUUUUAAAUUCUCUAAAUGUAGAUGACUGGCACUUAAAAUGA